AAUAUCUGAGAAAUCCAAUCUGAAACGUCGACGUUUUAAUCCUUUUCCGAACUCCCUUAUCCAAUCCAUGGCGUUGCUCUGUAUCGCUUCCCAAAUUAGAAGAGAGUGAACAGAGUACAGUGAACGCCGGCCAUGGCUCUGCUUCGUCUUCCUUGUUCUUCAUCUUCCUCCUUCAUCCGCUCCAAGCAACGCCACCCAAUCUUUCUCGCAUCUCUCUCAUGCCCGCAAAAUCCAUCUCAUUCUAUCCAUGGCGACAUCCAUCUCUCUCUUUCUACUUCUCUCACUCACCACCCUUCCAUUUCCAUUAGGGCUAAAAGAACCAGCAAGUCGAUUUUCCAGUUUGUCUCGGCCUCCCAUGACGAAACAGUAGCGAGAGUUCCUUCUGAAAGCGAAGGUCCGAAGAUUGGUGCUGAUGAAUUUUCUCGAACCAGAUUGCUUGCGCAGAACGUGCCUUGGAAUUCUACUCCUGAGGACAUUCGGUCUCUGUUUGAGAAAUAUGGAACUGUCCUCGACGUGGAGCUUUCGAUGUAUAACAAGAUCAGAAACAGGGGCUUGGCGUUUGUCACAAUGGGAUCACCUGAGGAGGCUCUUACGGCGCUCAAUAAUCUCGAAUCGUAUGAAUAUGAGGGUCGUACUCUGAGGCUCAAUUAUGCAAAGAUUAAAAAAGAAAAACCUUACCCCCCUCCUGUGAAACCAAAACCAGUUACUUUUAAUUUGUUUGUGGCAAAUUUGCCAUAUGACGCAAGAGCAAAGGACCUCAAGGAGUUCUUUGAUUCGGGGAGUGGUAAUGUAGUUUCUGCACAAGUUAUUUUUAAUGAGAAUCCGAGAAGGUCUUCUGGAUAUGGUUUUGUGGCCUUCAAAACAAAGAAGGAUGCUGAAGCAGCCAUUUCUGAUUUCCAAGGGAAGAUUUUCAUGGGGAGAACACUUCGUGUUGCCCGUAGUAAGCAGUUUGCGAAACUUCCCUCCGAAGAUAAAUCCCAAUCUGAAGUUACAUCAACUGAUGUUAGUGUGGAGCUAGCUAAUGCUGCUGCUCAAGUUUAAAACACGAAAGCUGGUGGACUAAAGAGUUUGCCAUUGACCUUUUAUUUUUCUUUUUCUUUCUCUUCUUUCUUUUUCCUUUUUGGAGGUAAUGCUAUCUAGUUAUUUGAGUAAAGAACAUAUUACUUUUCUCUUUCCUUUUACUUAUAAAUCUCCUACAUCUUAUGUUUAAAGGACUCGAAGUUGGAUACCCCAAAAGAAAUCGCACAUUACUGAAAAUCCAUAUGGACUAACGAGUGUAUAUUACAUCAUUUAUUUUAUCUUUUCCCCAUUCAUUUAAGUCUCAUUACCCACCCUUGACUCUUGAGUUAUUUAAGAUAUUUAGUUGACCUCUUUUUCUC
Messenger RNA from Momordica charantia (bitter melon), 1379 nucleotides. Its product is annotated as RNA-binding (RRM/RBD/RNP motifs) family protein. The record is from RefSeq and is a predicted model, not a curated record. Gene Ontology annotation, biological process: chloroplast rRNA processing. Gene Ontology annotation, cellular component: chloroplast thylakoid membrane. NCBI's taxonomy places the organism in Eukaryota, Viridiplantae, Streptophyta, Magnoliopsida, Cucurbitales, Cucurbitaceae. Gene Ontology annotation, molecular function: mRNA binding.